Culex pipiens pallens (northern house mosquito) is the source of this 2130-nucleotide messenger RNA. It is a transcript of the gene mthl1, whose product is annotated as probable G-protein coupled receptor Mth-like 1. Bases 955 to 2115 code for a protein of 386 amino acids. The record is from RefSeq and is a predicted model, not a curated record. The transcript is spliced from 4 exons. Lineage: Eukaryota; Metazoa; Arthropoda; Insecta; Diptera; Culicidae. Gene Ontology annotation, molecular function: G protein-coupled receptor activity.
UGCCGUUCGUCAGUUGCGCUCGCUUCGUCGUCGCGGAUGGUGAACGUGUUCUCAGUGCGUUUGGGGUGUGCGUCGCGACGCUCUCAGAUCGUGUGGUGAAAUUUCGCGCGCACUCGACGCCGCGGUCGGUUUGUUUUUGUUGACAGAAUCACGUGCGUGCGUGCUCGGUUGUGGCCUUUCACCUCUGGGUAUUUUUUUUGGAUUUGAUGGUGAUACGUGAUAUUGCUCGUUUGGGGAAGUAAAUCCGGUGCAGGUGAAAUUUCGCAACAAAAUUAAACCGAAUCGUGACUGCACUCUCCGGCGUAAACAAGAGGAGAAGAAACGGUUGCGCGUGACGGAAUGGUGCAAAGAAGAAAUUAAAAGAAUAACGUAGAGGAAAACGAAAGAGUGAAGAUCGAACGAGGUGGUGAGGUGCGAUCGAGGCAGAAGGAGGAAAAGAGAGUAUACGAUCGAGCAAAGGAAGAGGAAACAAACAAGGUGAAGAAAACGAAGGGAAUUUACUCACAGAGGUAGCCCCGCACGUCAACAAAGAACUAAAGACCGGAAUUCUAACGGUGGUGGUCGGCGGCGGUAAAAGUGGUGGCCACGGUCUGCCUUUAGGCGCGUAUCUCCGGUUGGCGGGCGCGACUUUCCGUAUUCGGAGUGUGAGUGUGUGGCUGGAAUUUACGCGCGAAGAAAACAAGAAAAUAAAAUAAGUUGAAGAAGAGCAAUAGUCGUUCAUGAUGUGGUGUAGUUGCAGGUAGGAAGAAGUGAUCAACAAGUGCUUUAUGGUGUAGAGAGAGUAAAUUCUGAAGCUGUCGUAGCCUUCACCGGACAGGUGUAACCGUAUACGAAGAAGUGUCUGGUUAAUGAGAGUGGGUUGAAGAAGAAGAGUGGUUGAAAACGUGCCAAGUGAGGGACCACGCGCGCGGUCAAGUAUCUGUGUGAAAGUCAGUCAAAGUCCGAAGGCGCGCGAUGAAAGAGAAAAGAUUGCACUUGUCGUCGCGUCCAAAAAUGCCGUGCAGCGUCCCAGUUUUGGCCGGCAUUCUGCUGGUGACGAUGAUGGUCAGUGCCGGCGUCGGGGCCGCCCAACGGCAGCCGGUCUACAUCAACAAGUGCUGCCGGGUUGGCGAGUACUACGACGACUCGCAGCAGCUGUGCGUGGUCGGCGGCAUCAAAAAGUGGGUCCCCAAGGUGUUUCUCCCCGCCAAAAACCAAAUCUACACCGACGUCGGUAACGCACCGGUCCACAUGAAGUUUCUGGAGAACAAACGCCCGGAAAACUGCAAAGUAACCGCGUACACCACCGACCAAAUCCUCCUCAUGGGCAACGGCUCCCUCUUCCUGAGUCAAAAACACUCCCUAGUCUCAUCCCCCGAAUACUGCGUCGACGAAAAGGUCGCCCUGGUCUGCGCCCGGGACAACGGAAUGGACUCCCUGCAAGCCCCAGAGAAAACGACAUCCGUCUGGCGCUGUUGCGGCCCCAACUUCGCCUACGACAAAGAAAAUCAAACCUGCGUCAAACUCAACCAAUCCCACGUCAAUUACGGCGCACGGAUCGUCCAGUCGGCCCACGUGGACCUGAGCUUCCGCUUCCCCGAUUGUCGGGAGCAUGCCAUCGCCGGAAUCUUCAAUCCGGAUAACCUUCACGAGGACACCGGCUCGGUGUCGAUCGACUCGGGCAAGAUCUUUGCGUCGCACGAGUACUGUCUGGAGCAGGGCCUCGACGGGAAGACGGUGUACGUGUUUUCCUGCGUUGAGCACUUGCAGCCGGACUCGGUGCUGGUGGAGAAUAAGGACCUCCGCUUCGCGCUCUACUCCGCCGGGCUGCUCAUCUCGGUCAUCUUCCUGGCGGCCACCCUGGCCACCGGUUACCUGGUGACCUCGCAGCACCACGUGCUGCACUGGCGCUGCCAGACGCACUACGUGGCCUGUCUCCUGAUCGGGGACCUGUUCCUGGCCAUCGUUCAGCUGUCCGGAAACUCGAUCACAGGGCCGGCCUGCACCAUGAUAGGUAAGCCUCCUGCAGCUCUUCAAAUAAGUCACAGCCUGCUAGGAUCACGUACCUCCUCCCCGAGAGAAGACCAACUUUCUACACCGUCUAAUGACAGCCAAUUUCUCAACCUCAUACUGUGAACAGCAGCAGCGGGA